UCCUGCGGGCGUCGAGGGAGGACCUCUGUCACCAGGGCAGUAGAGCGAGCCGACUCUCGUUGCCGUAGACAACCACUAAACAGAAUGAAGUUUCCAUGCUGCUACUAAAUUUCUCUAUUAGCGCUCAACAGACGCUUGUGUUCCAGCAUUUCUUACGUGAAAUGCGGUUAGUGUUUUACAAUAAAAUUGAGAACAUAUUUAUUUUCUAUUUUAAAAGAAACUCAAGUGUUUGACAUUAUGUAACUGACUCUGGUUUUGAAUUUUAAAUAGUAUUUUUUUAUACAAGGGCGAAAACAAAACAUACAUAUAUAUUUGAUAUAAAGUUUUGAUACGGUAAAUUAGGAAGUGUUGAAUCCUAGACGAUAAUUGAGUUUGUGAUGAGCAAGUAAUCAGCAAGUUAGCUCGCACCAUGAUAGUUGGGGUAUAUAUCAGUUCCCUUCUGGUGGGGUUCCUGUGGCAGGCUUCACCAGUCUGCUCUACAGACGAAGCGCCUCUGGUGGCCGUUUACGCCGUGCGGGGAGGGACGGCCCGGCUACCCUGCAAGCUGACCACGCGGAUUCAGGAUCCGGUUAUACUCGUCUUGUGGUACAAGAACGGCACCAAAACUCCCAUCUACAGCGUGGAUUCCCGGAGUAGAGAUCAGGAGGUGGCCGCGAGCAGCAUCCACAUCUCCCAGGGGCUGCAGAGCAGGGCCAGCUACCGUCAAGAACGGUGGAGUUGGACUCUGAUCCUGAAGCAAGUGGAGCUGAGUGAUCAGGGCGAGUACCGCUGCCGCCUCGACUUUCAGUCCUCUCCUACACACAACUCCAGAGUACUUCUUCGUGUGGUUGAACUACCUGGAGAUCUCCGCGUGUAUAGCAGUGGAGGGACGGAGGUACUGGAGGAGGCGGCGGUGCAGGAGGGCCACCCCCUCACACUCUCCUGCACAGCUACAGGAGGGCAGCCCCUGCCUAACGUGACGUGGUGGUCCGGGUCCACCCUGCUGGACGCGACGACGGAGGACCGGAGCGAGGGCGCCAGGGGGUCGGAGGCCACCACGGCCUCCAGCGUCACCAACACACUGCGCCUUGCAGCCGUCACUCGCCACCACCUGGCUCACAACCUCACCUGCAUGGCCGCCAACACACCUCUCAUACCCCCGCUGGUCGCCUCCGUCCUUCUCACUGAGACAGACUCCCGGCUGGUGGCGCAGCUGUCGGCGCCCCCUGGCAGACUGUCGAGCGGUCGUCCCUACGACAUGAGGUGUGUGUCCUCUGGUGUGAGGCCGCCCCCUACCCUCACCUGGCGGCUCCGAGGUCAACCUCUCACUCAUAACAUCAACGUGAGCUUGGGCGAGGAUUCUGCUGUGUCUCUCCUGCGGCUGGUGGCGUCUGCUGGCGACGACGGCAGUCUGCUAGAGUGUCAGGCUGCUGCCCCAACUCUGCCUCACCUCACAGCCUCGGAUUCCACCAGACUCUCAGUGCAUUAUGUUCCCGAGGCAAGUAUCAGCAUCGCAGGGAUGGCUGGUCGGCUGGGAACUGAGGUGGGUGGUGGAGCUGAGGUGGGCGGCGGAGCUGAGGUGGGCGGCGGAGCUGAGGUGGGCGGCGGAGCUGAGGUGGGCGGCGGAACUGAGGUGGGCGGCAGUGCGCUGGGCGGUCAACUGAGACAGGGUGACUCUGUCACCCUAAUCUGCACCGCGCGCGCCAACCCUCCCGCCUACAACGUCACCUUCUUGUUCAAUGGGCGUCUUCUCGACAGAGACCAGGUGAUCAGAGACGGGAGGAGCCUCACCUUGAAGCACCUGACCCACAGGGACGCCGGCCUCUACACCUGCCUCGCCUCCAACCCUGAAGGGGACGGUCAGAGCAACGCCGUGGCUCUGCACAUUGCCUACUCGCCGGUGUGUGAGUGGGACGAACCCGUGGAGAUGCUGGCGGUGGCGGGGGAGGAGCUGGAGAUGGAGUGCCGCGUCGCAGCAUCACCGCCGCAAGUGACCUUUAACUGGGAGAGUAUAACCUACCUCUCUAACAUGCAUGAGGAAGUUCGAGGAGCUCUGCGUCACAAGGACGAGGGCCUGACGUCAGUAGGGUGGGUGACGUCUAGUAACGUCAGCGGCGUCAGUCAGCGAGCCGAGUGUCAGCCCAGCAACGUGAUAGGCCCUUCCGACCAGCCCUGUGUCUUCACCAUUCUUCUUAUUGGACAGCCAAGCACACUGAUUGGCUGCUAUUACCAUGACGUGACGACGGACUCUGCUAGUGUCACCUGUUCCCCUGGCUCCGCAUCCAGUCACCUUCCUGAGUCCUACCAUCUUGAGGUGCGCGAGGGGACGGAGGUGGUGGCCGUGUACAACAGCAGUGAGCCCAAGUUCAACGUGACGUCUCUGGCCCCGAGCCGGGACUACGUGCUGGCCAUGUACGCAAGCCACACUAAGGGUCGGGGUAACCAGACCACACUACUGAUGAAGACCCACACCCCAAGGCUGAGCAAGUGGCUCCCGAGGGGGUACCCGUCAACGUGUUGAGCACCGGGGAUGGAUCAGCCAGCCCGACCAUGCCUCCGUGGACCAGAAAGUGGGUACCGGCAAGUGUGGUGGUGGGCGUGGUGGUGGGGAUUGUGGUUGGCGUGGCGGUUGUUGCUGCGGGCGUGGCGACCUGCCGCGCGCGUCAGGCUUUCGGCAGCCCCUUCUCCAGCCGGACCCACCAACAGGCAUCACAGGACCCACUGUUUCAGCUGCCGCAGGGUGGCCUGUAUCAGGCCUGCACCACGCAGCACUCCUGCGAGCUACUGACGACGUUCACUCCGGGGCCUGUGGUGGUGACGCAAGCGACACCUGGAAGGCCAUCGCGAAGACUGUCCAGCCACAUCCAUCAGGGGCCUGGCUCCAGAGUUACCUGCAGCAGAGGGGGUCCCGUGCACCUGCUAGAGGUAGAAGCGGAUAAUAUCGCAACCCCGACCGUGAAGAUCGAGUCGCCUUCCAAAUUGCCGGGUUUGAAAGAUGACGGCCUGAAUCUUCGCUACUUGCUGCCUCUGUCUCCUCAUUUUGAACACUUCCAGCGUUCCAGGAGAGCAUCUGAUGACAGACCACAGACUGACUCACAGCACCAGUUAUUAUUUCAUAAAAACGAUUAUUGCCAGGCUUAUUUACCAUCCCAGGGAUCUUCCCGGCUUCAGCCUCUGGCUACAGCAUAUCAUCCACAGCAACAAAUACACACUGUAACUGUCCCUCACACUAUACCAAACAUUCAGCUCAUUCCACAUCUCUCCACUGUAAGCGUGCCUCACACUACCACCCAACAUUAUGCCGUCGCCACCCAUUGCUCUGCUUCUAAAGCUCACACUACCACUCAGCCGCAAACUGCAACACUGCAGACUACACAGCUGCAGUGCCGAGCUGUGCCCAGAUCACAAACUUUUUCCGCUCCACAAGUCACAACUUUUCUACAGGCUUCCACACAUCCCAAAGCCACAACUUCCUCCAAGGCUUCUACACAUCCCAAAGCCACAACUUCCUCGCAGGCUUCCACACAUCCCAAAACCACAACUCACCAACCGGCCACCACUAUCCAAGAAGCAACCACGAUACCUCAAGCCAAUGAACCCCCACAUGAGGGCCACCAUCCACACAACUCCCAUUUAAGCUUGGAAACACCUCUGGCAUGUUCAGCAUCUCUCCUAGAUAACCCCAGGCCGAAAAUACCUCCUGAUCUUCAGUACUCCCCAGGGCUCCAGAGACGCCGUAUUCCCAGGUUCCAGGUGAGUGAACCUGAGGAAAGUUCACCUGUCUCACGCUUGUGCUCACAGUUUGUCUCACUCGUUGAACCCAGCCCACACCUGGACCGCAGAUCUCACCUGGACCCCAGAACUCACCUGGACCCCAGAACUCACCUGGACCCCAGCCCUCAACUGGACCCCUGUCGUCACAUUGAGUCAUCCUCAACACACCAAGACCCAACUACACCUGACAACACUUCAAUAAACUUUUUUUCAAUUUUUCGGUA
Messenger RNA from Procambarus clarkii (red swamp crayfish), 3977 nucleotides. The record is from RefSeq and is a predicted model, not a curated record. Lineage: Eukaryota; Metazoa; Arthropoda; Malacostraca; Decapoda; Cambaridae.